Messenger RNA from Fomitiporia mediterranea MF3/22, 1785 nucleotides. RefSeq lists its product as uncharacterized. The record is from RefSeq and is a predicted model, not a curated record. Lineage: Eukaryota; Fungi; Basidiomycota; Agaricomycetes; Hymenochaetales; Hymenochaetaceae. Bases 1 to 1785 code for a protein of 594 amino acids. The transcript has a single exon.
AUGAACGCGCGUGUAGUAGACAGCGCAAGGCUCUUCGAGCCGCAGACAGGUCUCCUUAUUCCCUUCAACUCUCACUCUGAUGCGCUCCUCGCACAACUCCCCUUACAGCACGGCAUGUCGAAACAGCAUUUCAACCUUCUCUUGGAUAUCCUACGCGAUCCUUCUUUUGACAUGGAUCAACUCAAUUUAAAGAGUGCGACAGAUAUUGAUAUACGGAUAUCCGAACAUCGGCGGCAAUUAGCGGAAGAACGAAGUCAGAGAGCACACUCCAGUUCUGUGUUUAGUCCUGCAUCUGGAUCUUGCAAGUACUUCAAAGCUACCUCGGAGAACACUGGGCCUGUAGGCAUGCCCUCCAUCGUGUUCGAGCUCCUCAUCGACGAACUCGUCAGCCAGAUGGAACACUUCGACUACGAAACAGACGCCACACCUGGAUCUUCAGAAGGGUCUCGCUACUACAACUCACAGACUCAUGCAAGAACAUCUACUAUUCAAACAUGCCUGAAACGCAUGUCAUUCGUACACCGCUCCUGGACUGAACUUGCUCAACGUGCCCUGCGUCGACGCGCCAUCCUCACCUCCCGGCGUUUCCUCCGUGAAUUCGCACGCAGUCCUGCAUGUGGAGCGGGUGUACGCGAGUUUGCGUACAAGAUUCCGAAGAGCGAGACGUGUACUUUCUUUCAUGAAGCUUCGGUGGCACGUGAGCAUUGGAGUACACUCGCCUCUGUUAUCUCACGCUUGUCUACAUUGCGGUUUCUUUGUUUAAGUAUUGAAAGUGCACACCUUGCUGAUUUAAGUGGACUUGAUCUCGUUCUAAAUUCCAUCGCUGGACUGACCAGUCUUGAGGGCCUUUGGUUGGUAUCGUCAAGAGAUCAUUGUCCGUACUUGCCGCAACUAUGUCAAACCAUCUCAAAACUACCUAAUCUGCGGUUUUUAUCGAUAUUCAACUGGACUUGUCCGCGAAGGCCCACAGUCUCUGACACGCUAGAGAUGCGAGAAAGGGUUCUCGAACUGACUCCGCCUGCAAGUCUCACGGCUCUGCAAAUUCGUGAUGACUAUUUGACAACUCCACCUGCUUACCUGUCCUGGCUAUUCCGACCACGCAACUCAUACUCUCUCACAACGCUCGACUUGCAUAUCACCUUUUCAAGACCUCUGCCAACUUCUUUACUAGACCCAACUGGUUCAAACUCAAUGUACACAAACCCACACGUCGACUUUUCGCACCUCCUCGCUUCGCUUUCUCCUCUCCUCCCUCACAUCCACUCACUUGCAAUUAAGCUCUUCUACCUCGACACGAGCAGUGCAGUCGGUGCAACGAUGCACGAUACGGACUUACAAGACCUUCUCGCGAGGUGUGCGUCUCUCCGACGCGUCCGAUUACACCGCUUACGCUCUGGGCCUUUCAUCGAUGGCAUCCGCAUGCCAGGCAUUGCACUUUCCACUCCGCUCAUCCUUCCAGUGACAUUGGAAGAACUGCACAUGCACUAUACGUACAGCGCGAUUAACUGGCGGACGCAGGAUCAGCGACUGUGUGGUACGCUUGGUGCUGCGCCCAUGCCGAGUUUGCGGCGUGUACUGGUGAGUACUGGUGAGACUGAUUUAACUCUUACUGGAAUGAGGACUGGAGCGGGGAUGGGCUAUGGACCGGAGGAGGGACGGAGUGACUUGGUUGAUCCAUAUGUAGACUUACCAAGGACGAGGGAACUUUGCGAGAAGUUAGGAGUUGAACUUGUAAGACAUAAUAGGGAACAUUUGAAUCAGUAUGUUAUUGAUGCAUUGUCGUAA